Lonchura striata (white-rumped munia) is the source of this 9622-nucleotide messenger RNA. Lineage: Eukaryota; Metazoa; Chordata; Aves; Passeriformes; Estrildidae. The record is from RefSeq and is a predicted model, not a curated record.
CUUCUUUAAACUGCUCUUUAUUAUUAUAUUGAUAGUAUCAAAAGUAGUAUUUCUCUAGUGGCAUAGGAAGAGAUUUUUAGUAGUUUUAGUGAGGUCUUGAAUCAUAAAUAAAGCAUAUCCAAAAUGAGUUCUUUGAAAAUUAAUGUUGCUAGCUGGAUAAUAGGUACUGGAAGUGUAACAACCACCUACUUGCAUUUCUUAGGUUGCAUAAUUUAACAGGUAGUAAUUUUUUAAUAUGCAAUGAGAUGGAAAGCAAACAUUUCAUUUUGUUGUAUUAGAAGGAAUUAAUAUACUGUGCAUGAAGUAAAAUAAAUAGUUACAGUUAGUAAUAGGGUAAACCAAAAAUAUUUGGGAGUGGUUGAAUUCACCUAGGGUCAUUUCCAAGUUGUAUCUUAGAUAGCUUUAUGUUUUUAUUAACAUUUUUCUGAGGAGGAGUUGUUACUAUAGCAACAUUUGCAAGAUAACUUGGAUUUAUUUUUAGCAUUUAUUAUCUGCAUGUCUACAGCUGCUUUCAUAGAUUUUUGGUGGGAAAUGAAUAUAAGUCACAUUUCUUUCGGUUUAUUAAGCUCAUUUAUGGUACCUUGUAUUUCUGUGAUUUCUUUUUCUUGUUUUCAGAGUAUAUGGUCAGCUAAUGAAUUAGAAUGCAGGAGAUGCUAGUGAGAGCAGCUGCUUUCAUUUUAUUAUUGUGUAUUACUUGAUAAUGCCAGCUAUAUGCUCAUAAGUAUAAAAAAACUGCCAGGUAUUAAUACUGUUCCACUGUUCUCAUUUUACAUGUCACUCAUGAUAUGGAUACUUAGAUGUAGAAUCACCUUUUAAUAGCUGUCAUCAGGGAUUCAGAUGUGAGAUGUGUCAAGAGAUAACUUUAUCUGAAAUCAGAACAGUCUUGGCAAUUUGCCAGCAGAAAAGCAAUCUUCUGGUGAUUGUUGUAGCUCUGGAUUGGAAGAUGAGAGUAGAAUCUUAUGCAGACUCUUAGAUGCUUCAUACUGUGAUCACACAUGGUACUAUAUAUAUCUGCCUCUAUGUAUUGCACACAUUAUCUGCAAACUAUGAUUAAGCAGUACUCCACAGAUAAUUGCUUUGUUAUCACUGCUAGAUGGUUUCAUAUUGAUUAGGUGUGUAGUCUAACAUUGCUGGUGAUUUAUUGUUAAAAAAUAUCAGUAUUUCUCCAUGCUUGCAGAAGUGUAUGGCUAGUAUGGCUUUUUAGAUUAUCUUGUUAAGGUGGCACAAUAAAGGGUAUUCUAGUUAAAUGUACAAGUAGUAUAGUCAAGACAGUCAAAAUCACUACUUUGUGAUUUUGUUACAAUGUUACAAUUUUUAAAAUGUUAUUGCCUUAUGUUUUCUAAGCAAAGUAUCUAUCUUGGAUUAAUAUAUUUGGGGUUUGAGUGUUGGUUUCUGAAAAACAGUCUCAGGCUGUGAUUUCAAGUUUCAAACUUUAAGGAAAGGUUCAAAACUUCUGCCUUGUGGAGCCAGAGAUCCUGUGGUUAAAUCAGUUCUGGUAGUGAUUUGAGUCCAAAUUUAUUGUGGAGAUCUAAAAUGGCUGUGAACACUAGUAGAACAUUUGUUCAUUUCAAAUUAUCUUUUUUUAUCAUAUUAUUUUCCUGGUCAGUGUCUGGAUAAGUGAAUGUACAUUUUGAAUGCUUGCUACGUUGUCAUAGGUUAGGAAAUGUCACCUGCAAAUUCUGGUUGCAAGAGUCUAGCCAAAGCUUCAGGUAUUUUUGAGGAAUCUUGUUGAAAUUCAAAGCCUUGUCCAAGGCACCCUCUUCCUGACUAUGGUUAGCUUUUUGGUUAUCUGGGGGCUAUACACGGCCUGUGUGUCAUGAAUUGUAUACGAAAUUAGAAAAAACUUUUCCAGUUUUUGCAAACUGUCUAUACUGCUUCAUGGUAAGCCAGCAACUAGCCUGGCACUUUAAUAAGUAGUAGGCUACCUUAGUAGAAUUCUCCUGGAAAGUAUGAAGAACUUCACUUCUGUAGACAAGUACAUGUGGAAACCUACAUAAUUAUUCUACAUUGUUCUACAUUGUGACUGUCGCUACUAAUAUAGGCAGGCUUUGUUCAUCUUUUGCCCAGAAGCAGUUGCUUGAGUAGAGUGUGCCUCAGACUAUUCAGAGACCUGCAUUAAUAACUGCAGCUUAGUAAGCCACAUCAAAACUGCAAAUUUGUUAGCAUUUUGAAGUAUUCCAAAGCAGGCAGAACUUUUCUUUGUUUUGUCAAAAUUUUCAUAUUGUAAGUUAUCUAUUGGCUUUGAAGCUGUAUAUAUAUCAGAGUAUUUCCAUAUAUACCAGAAUAUUCCAAUUACCCUUGUUUCAUGGGUCAGGAAGAAUUAAUGAGAAUUUUAUUUCCUAACAUGGCUAUAAUGUGCUUGGUGUUUCCCAGCUACACUGGAAAAACACCAGUGCUAAUUAUGUUUGUGUUUUUACGUGUGCCUAAGUGCUGUUGAGGCAGACAUUAUCAGUCAGAAGUCAUUUUUUGCUCUGUCUUGCAGAUGUGCCAACAUUUCUUCAUAAGUUUGAAAGACCUUCAUGCUUUUAGCAAGAUAAAAUGAUUGUCCAUUAUCUGGUGCUUUUAACUGGUCCCACUGGAUAGGGUAAUGAAUUUGAAACUGUGUUUCACAGGUGACAUUUUCAUCUCCAGUGGCUUUCCUCCCAAAGAUGGGUAAAUAUACCCAAUGUUUUUAAGGAGAAAUAAUAUGAUAUAAUAUCUUUAUAUCACUGAAGAGCUUACUAAUUAUUAUGUUAUCAUUAAUUUGCUGACAAAAAUAUUGGUGCCUUGGGACAGUAGUCUGGAUGAGAUAUAACAGUUUUAUAUACCAAACAUACAGGAGUGACAGCAAACUUUCCACAUAAGAAAAGAGACAAACCUAAUGGAAAAUAACAGAGGACACUAGCACUUUACUGCUUGUAGCUGUUAAGAAACUACACUUUGUAUACACAGAAGCAUAUUGAUUGAUAUAAGGCUACUCUAUAUCCACUUUUGUAUGCAUGCCAUAUUGCAUAUUUGGAUAGGUCAUGCACCAUAUGGACCACAAUCAAAGCACAUGUGAGCAGCUGUUGUUGUUUGUGCUUGAUGGUUAGACAUUUAUAGAUACUGAUAACAUUCAAGCAAACUGUAUUGAUAAUGAAAGUGUUAAGUGAUGGGUUUAAAGAGCUAUUAUUAUUCUUUAUCAUAGUGCAAUUGGGAAAUACAGCGAGCAAUGAAAUACAGUCAGUAGCUGAAGCAGAGAAAAAGAAGUUACAUUAAAAUUAAAAUGGUGCCUGUUAAAGAGCUGUAGUUGCCAGGCUACUGGCACUGCAGUUUUGUGUGUGGUGUGACACAACACUCAGUCUUUUCUCCUGCAUCCUGUAGUAACUGCAUUAUUCUGUGAACAUCAAGGUUUAGUUCCUCCAUAUGUCAGGCAAAAAUGUCACAUGUGAAACAAGUGGGACUUUUAGCUGCUGGAUGUCAGCCAUGGAACAAGGAUAUAUGUGCUGCUAGUGGGGACAGAUUUGCCUACUGUGCUACCCUUGCUGUUUAUAUUUAUCAGCUGGAUCACCGAUACAAUGAAUUCAAGCUCCAUGCCAUUAUGUCUGAGCACAAGAAGACAAUCACAGCCAUAUCUUGGUGUCCCCACAACCCUGACGUGUUUGCAAGUGCCAGUGCAGAUAGUUUAGUGAUCAUUUGGAAUGUGAAUGAACAGAAAGUUGUGGCCAAGCUGGACAAUACAAAAGGAAUUCCUGCAUCCCUUGGCUGGUGCUGGAGUGCAGGUGAUGCAGUUGCAUUUGUGUCCCACAGAGGUCCACUGUACAUUUGGACUAUCUCAGGACCUGACAGCGGGGUAACUGUGCAUAGGGAAGCGCAUAGUUUCUUGUCAGAUAUCAGUCUGUUUAGAUGGCAUCCAAAGAAAAAAGGAAAGGUAGUAUUUGGACAUACUGAUGGAAGCCUAUCUAUUUUUCAACCAGGUUCUAAAAAUCAGAAACACAUCUUAAGACCAGAGUCUCUUGAAGGAACAGAUGAAGAGGAUCCAGUUACAGCUCUGGAGUGGGACCCUUUGUCAACUGAUUACCUUCUUGUUGCUAAUUUACAUAAUGGUAUUCGACUAGUUGAUUCUGAAUCUCUGUCCUGUAUCACAACUUUUAGUUUUCCUAGUGCAGCAGCAUCUGUUCAGUGUUUAGCCUGGGUUUCUAGUGCACCUGGAAUGUUUAUAACUGGAGAUUCUCAGGUUGGUGUGUUACGUGUUUGGAAUGUUUCACGUACAACACCUAUAGAUAAUGUUAAAUUGAAGCAAACUGGUUUCCAUGGCUUGCAUGUGCUAAGUUCUCCUCCAAAAAAAAAGUCAUGUUCAUCACAGUAUCCUACUAAAAAUCACCAUACAUCUUCAACAAGUGAGGCUGUUCCUCCUCCAACUUUAACCCAAAACCAAGCAUUUUCUCUUCCUCCUGGUCAUACCGUCUGUUGCUUCAUGGAUGGUGGAGUGGGGCUUUAUGACAUGGGAGCCAAAAAGUGGGAUUUCCUGAGAGAUUUGGGACAUGUUGAGACCAUCUUUGAUUGCAAAUUCAAACCUGAUAACCCUGAUCUUCUUGCUACAGCUUCAUUUGAUGGCACAAUAAAAGUUUGGGACAUAAAUACUUUAUCAGCGGUUUAUACAUCUCCUGGUAAUGAGGGGGUUAUUUAUUCCAUUUCUUGGGGUCCAGGAAAUUUGAACUGCAUAGCAGGUGGAACUUCCAGAAAUGGUGGCUUUAUCUGGGAUAUACAAAAAGGAAAACUGAUAACCAGAUUCAGUGAGCAUGGAAAGAAUGGAAUCUUCUGCAUUGCCUGGAGUCAUAAAGAUUCCAAAAGAAUAGCAACCUGCAGCAGUGAUGGAUUUUGUAUUAUUCGAACCAUUGAUGGCAAUGUUCUUCACAAGUACAAACAUCCAGCUGCAGUGUUUGGCUGUGACUGGAGUCAAAACAACAAAGAUAUGAUAGCUACUGGUUGUGAGGAUAAAAAUGUUCGUGUUUACUACUUGGCAACCAGCUCUGAUCAACCACUGAAAGUUUUUACUGGACAUACUGCAAAGGUGUUUCAUGUACGGUGGUCUCCUCUCAGAGAAGGAAUCCUCUGCAGUGGCUCUGAUGAUGGUACCGUUCGGAUAUGGGAUUAUACACAAGAUGCUUGUAUAAAUGUUCUUAGCGGACAUACUGCUCCAGUACGGGGACUGAUGUGGAAUCCUGAAAUUCCUUAUCUUCUAAUAUCUGGCAGCUGGGACUAUACAAUUCGAGUCUGGGACACAAGAGAUGGAACAUGUUUAGACACAGUUUAUGAUCAUGGUGCAGAUGUAUAUGGAUUAACGUGUCAUCCUAGUCGUCCAUUUACUAUGGCAUCUUGCUCUCGAGAUUCCACUGUGAGACUCUGGUCAUUGACACCUCUUAUAAACCCUCUACAAAUAAAUAUCUUAACAGACAGAUGUUGGGAUGAUAUUAUUGGCAAUACAGAUCGUGCUGUGGAGUCUGGAGCUCCUCCUUUGCUGUGUGGUAAAGUUUCCAGGGAUAUUAAACAAGAAUUGGAAAAAUUGUCAGGAAGUCCUCAAGGAAAAAAACUAAGGUGGUUUUCAGAAUUUUUUUCACCUCCAGCAGGCAGCAAAAAUUUAUGGGAUUUGGUUGCUGUAAUAAAGGGACAGGAUGACAGUUUGCUUCCACAAAACUACUGCAAAGGAAUUAUGCAUAUGAAACACCUCGUUAGAUUUAGACUGUCCAAGGCACAAGAACUGACAACAGUAAAGAUGUCUAAAUUUGGAGGUGGUAUUGGUGCACCAAGCAAAGAGGAAAGACUCAAAGAAGCUGCAGAAAUACAUUUAAGAUUAGGACAAAUUCAGCGAUAUUGUGAGCUAAUGGUAGAACUUGGAGAGUGGGACAAAGCUCUCUCAGUUGCACCUGGAGUGUCUAUGAAAUAUUGGAGGAAGUUAAUGCAAAGGAGAGCUGAUCAGUUAAUUCAGGAAGAAAAUGAUGAUGUCAUCCCAUACUGUAUAGCUGUUGGAGAUGUGAAGAAACUGGUUUCUUUCUUUACUUCAAGAGGUCAGCUUAAAGAGGCUCUACUUGUUGCACAGGCAGCUUGUGAAGGAAAUAUACAGAUGUUACCACUCUCCACAACAAGUGGAACUUCAAAUUCUGAUGGAAACAAUACAGAUGAUUAUAAUGAUCUCCUGCAAAAGGUCAGUAAAGAACUGGCAGAUUGGUAUUUCCAGGAUGGCCAUGCAGUGCUUGCAGCAUGUUGUCAUCUAGCUGUUGAAAAUAUAGAGCUUGCGAUGGCAAACCUGAUUCGUGGAAAUGAACUGGAGCUGGCAAUCAGUGUGGGUACUGUCUUGGGAGAAAGUGCAGCCCAAGCAACACAUUAUGCCCUAGAAUUACUAGCAAGAAAAUGUAUGGCAGUAAUAACAUGCUUCCCAUCACUUGGAUACAGGGAUUUAGCAGUUGAUCUUCUUAUGAUGAUCCCUGAUAAUAAACUGCAGUUAGUAAAACUAUGUGCUUUUUAUCCUGGAUGCAUAGCAGAAAUAAAUGACCUGCAUGAAAAGUGUAAUCUUCCUGAUGUGGAAGAAUGUAUGCGAGUGGCAGAGACAAUGCAGGCAGAUGGGGAUGUAUUUGAAACAAUAAAGUACUAUCUGUUAAGCACAGAACCUGAAAAGGCUCUCCCUGUUGGCAUUCAGUAUGUGAAAGAACAACUGUGUGGCUCAGAUUGGAGUUUAGAUUCAGUCUUUCCAUAUCUUGAUCUUUUAAGUUACAUACGGACUGAACAGUUAAUGUUGCCUAAGUGUAGUGAAUUUCGGAAUGAGUUGCUGAUUUUGUGUGGUUACAUUGGUGCUUUACUUGCUAUCAGAAGACAGUACAAUAGCAUUGUACCUGCACUGUAUGAGUAUACAAGUCAGCUUUUAAAAAGACGGGAAGUAUCUGUACCUUUGAAAAUUGAACAGCUUUCUGAGGAAUUAGAUGCAUGGAGAGCUUGCACACAAUCAUACAAGCCUAUGGAUGAGUUGCCAUGCACCCCGCCCUCUGAAUCACAGAGAGCGCUGUAUUCAGUACUUGUCUCGCGAAUUCAGGGGGAGCCUCUGAAAGGAAUGGUUGGGCCAGACUGUGUCACUGGAUCAAAUCUUCCUAGUCAUUCAGAUGUUCAUACCUCUUGUUUGACAGGGCUAAAGAUCCAGGGUCCUGUGUUCUUCCUUGAAGAUGGAAAAUCUGCAAUUUCACUGAAUGAUGCUUUGAUGUGGGCCAAAGUGAAUCCUUUUUCACCAUUAGGAACAGGAAUACGACUUAACCCAUUUUGAUUAGGUGUUUCCUCUGUACUUUAUAGUGCUUAAAAUAACACUCUGGGAGUUAAUGCUGAUUUAACCUUGAUUGUCAAAGGACAGAGAGGCAGUAGUUGAUUCCUCCUGAAAGUCAAUUACUUGAACUUUGAAAAUUUUAAAAUGAGAACAAAAGGAUUUCUAUACAAAUGUUUGUUGAGAAUCCAAAGAAAAAAGUUAUUUGAUAAUCCAAAGAAAAAGUCCUAAUUUAAUAUAUAGCCAUGUAAUUUUUUUUAGUAAUAAUAUUGUCAUCAGACAAUUUUUUUUGUCAGCUCUUUGUGAAUAGAUGCUUUGUAAAGUAAGCAACUGUCUACAUAGGACAAAAUAUUGAUGGCAAACUGUGAAACCCAUAAGCCUUCUUCCAAAUAUAUAAUCAUAAAAUGACUUUAUUGACAGCAACUCCAACCUUUUUUUAGAAUGACUGGAAUAUUUUGGCUGUAUCACACUGUCCCCCUUUUUGAUUUGAACUAAUUUUUACACACAGGGUUCUAUACCAAAAGUAAAAUUUAAAGAGUAGGUGUUUUUUUCCAUCCACUUGUAAUUGUGUUUUAAUAGCAGUUCAAAUAGAAGGUUACUUAUGUUUUAUUUAGACUAUGUUUUGUUUAGAUUAUAUUUUUAAACAUUUAUUUAUUUAGAUUAUCCAGAUUACAAAAUUAUAUUUUCUAAUAGGAUCAUAUUUGACAACAUUCCCCAUUAUACUUUCACCAGAGACUAAAACUCUUUAUAAAUUUUUCUGCUUUUUUAACAAAGGCUUUGUAUAGAAUAAACAGCAUAUUUAUUGAAGUAAUUUAAAUAUGCUAUGCACAUUUUAAAAGCUUUUUUUCUCUUUACAUUUUGUAUUAGUUCUAAACAUGCAUAUAAUAUGACAGACCAGAAGUAAGUACUUGUGCAUAUAUAUUUUUAUUUACUAAAUCCGCGCUUAUAUGGAAAAUAUGGCAAUAGAAUACUAAAAAUAUUUAAAAUUUAAAGCUGUGUAUAAUAUGGAAUUUAAUUAUAAGUAAAAUAUUAUACUUAUUAUUCUUAUUAAUUAUUCUUAUAAUCAGAAUUGCUCAUCUGUAGAAAAGAUGCAAUGGUUACAAUACUAUUUAUUAGCUUAACUGACAGCACAUAAGCAGAAAGCUACUUUAUCUGUUCUUACAUUUUUUGCUGUUGCUUUAAAAUAAAUUUUAAAAUUUAUUUAGUUUCCUGAUAGUUACAUUAAAUAUAAAGAGGUUGCAUUUAAAAAUUCGUAGAAUUAUUUCUAUAGCAACUGUUGUAAAACUGGAAAUUGUGUCAGGUCUCUAGCAGAUCCUAUCAGAAAAAGCCUCAAUGUAUAGGUAAACCUUGCCCUUAUUUAACUAUAGAAACAACAAUGCCACCAUGCUGGAAAGGUGGGAUGGAAAUUAGAAAUAAAAUAAAAUCCUGGGUUGGUUUUUUUCCCCUCCCUCUUCAAAAUAGUAAAAUUUCCCUCUGGAAAUAUUCUAGAGUAUUAUUACAGGGCUUCUGGUGUAAAAUUAUAUUGGGUAGAGGGAACACAACUGUUUUGUACCCUAAAAACCCCAUUUUUGUAUGUAUUUGGGUGCUGAACAGAAUCUUUUACUUCCUGCAGGUAUUCUUUGAAAAUGUUUUUCCUUUGUUUACUCCAUGGAGUUUGGAGAAGCAUUUUGUUUCAGAAGUUAAAAUUCUUAGUUUUUGAUAGAAUUUUCCAUCAGUCAGUGUCUGAUCUUGCUUCUGUCAAAUGAAAGACUAUCUGUCUUUUAGCCCAUAAAUUGUACAACCUCGUAUGUAAAAGUUGUUGAUAUAGAGGUGGAGAGCAAACAUGAGAACUGAACGUGCAGCCCUGUGACUGAGGAUUGAGAUCUGAAGCAUUGACUCAACUACCAUUCUACUGUACUUAAAUUUUUUUGUUGUAUCAUAAUGAUUUUUACUAAUAUUUCACAGUUAAAAUAUCUUUAAUAUGUAGUAUAACUGCAUCAAUGUGUUGCACAUAAAUUGUGCCUUAACAUGGAAUUUCGGGAAAAUCUAUUCCCUCUAAAUUACAGGAUUAAGAAUUCUUUCCUUACUAAAAUACAAAAAUUAAGUCAAAGGGCAUUUUUCAUAUUUGGGAUCCAUCAGGUAACAGUCAUUGUGAAUAACGAGUUGCAUUUUCCUUGAAGUUGUUUGUACAGUGGGGAGUAAGAGGAAUAUGCAGAAAAGGUUGUGAUUGUGUCUGCUGUUACAGCUGUGGUUGCAACUGUACACUGGUUCAUCAUUUUUAAUUUCAGUUUGCUAAUAUGUAGCUUUGUUGUCUAGUACAGCAAGUCAAAUACAGGUAUCUCCCCCUUAAUAUUAAAGAAUACUUUGUCUUCAAAAGAC